Messenger RNA from Colletotrichum truncatum, 2310 nucleotides. Its product is annotated as ph response protein. Gene Ontology annotation, molecular function: ubiquitin protein ligase binding; protein-macromolecule adaptor activity. Gene Ontology annotation, cellular component: plasma membrane; cytoplasm; cytosol. Lineage: Eukaryota; Fungi; Ascomycota; Sordariomycetes; Glomerellales; Glomerellaceae. Gene Ontology annotation, biological process: ubiquitin-dependent endocytosis. The record is from RefSeq and is a predicted model, not a curated record.
AUGGGCGCUUAUUCGCAUUCCAACGGCUCCGUCGAAGAAACAACCUCGUCCACACGCUCGUUUUUUUCCCGCUUCGCCCUGCCAAUCCGUUCGCGUACGCGUAAUCUGGCCGACUUCCACGUCCGCCCCGACGAUCCCCACCGUCAGUAUUCGGCCGGCGACCAUGUUCGUGGCGCUGUAGUCUUGACGGUUGUUAAGCCGGUCCGCAUCACUCACCUCACCGUUACUUUGCAUGGCUAUGUUCGCGUUCACAAGGGGCCCGCCGUCAGUGAGCCAGCCGUCGCGAAUCCCGCGUUGUCCGGUCGGUCGUCAGCACAGUACCAUGGAAAUGGCUACGCUUCGCUCUUUCAAGACGAGCAGGUGCUCAGCGGUGAGGGGAGGUUGGAGGCUUCGAAAUAUGAAUUCAAUUUUGAUUUAGUAUUCCCUGAAAAGGGGUUGCCCAGCAGCAUUGAUUUUGAACGAGGGACGAUUUCCUACAUGAUUACAGCAACGCUCACGCGACCGACCUCGAUAUCUCCAACGACGACUUGCGACCGCAAAAUUCAGCUGGUGGAACAGGUAGACAUCGGACCUCUUGCGCCCCCACGCCCCAGGACCAUCUACCUCGAGCCUAUAUCCAAGAAAUCAAGACGAAAGAGGACAGGAGGCGACAAGGCUGUUACCGCGCUGGAAUCAGCCGAGCAUGGGUCUGACAUGGAACAACGCGAAGCAGUCACCCCCGAUCCGGCAGCGUCAAAUGACGAGCCCGCACACGAUCCGCUUGAGCAUCCGCGUAGCCCGACUCAUACAGAUAUACAGAGCGAAGUCAGCGGUGACAGCACCAUCAGCUCCAGCACAGGCAUCAGUUUGACACGAGCCGAACCUCGUUUUCCUAGCAAUUCUUUGACGAAUUCGAAAAUGCAGGCCGUGGACGACAAAACGAUUACGGCAACCAUUGAGAUGCUCAAAGGCGGUGCUUUGCCGGGAGAUACAGUAUCGGUCAAGGUCUCUGUUCAGCACAUUAAGAGGAUAAAGAGUAUGCAUGGUGUUAUAGUCACCAUGUACCGCCAAGGUCGAAUUGAUACGGCGCCUCCAGCCUCAAUGUUCGCCAAUAUAAUGACGAAAGAAGAGACUCGCAAGCUUGCGAAGGAGGACUACUACCCAAGAUCACGGACGGGCCUCGGUGGUCUGUCGUUGACUUCCACCUCGUCGCUCAGCGUCUUUCGGAAGGACCUAUCACAAUCGGUCGCUCCUCUGAUCAUCGACCCUGCAACACUAGAAACAACAGUGACAGCCUCAGUCAAAGUACCUGAAGAUGUGUUCCCAACGAUCAAAGGCGUGCCUGGUGAGAUGGUGAGCUUCAAGUACCAGGUCGAGGUCUUGGUCGACCUAGGUGGCAGGCUUGCAAGCCAGCUUCAAGGCGGCGGCCAGUCGAGAGUGGCACAGUUUGCCCCUGGAUCUGGCGUUACAGAAGGCAACAGUGCAGUGCUCACGUCCUGGGGUGGCAAUGUAAUAGACACGGACCGGUUACGGCGCGAGAAAGGAGUAAUAUCGGUGGUGUUCGAGGUCAUUCUGGGGACGACGGACAGCACGAGGCUACGUGGGCGGAGUAAUACUGUACGGACAUACCAACUGCAUGAAGAGUCACUGAGCAGGGAGGAGAUCACAAGUCCCUGGCCACUGGACGAUAUUCGUGCGGACGACGGCGAGAGUUACUGGCCUCCAACUACCCCUCAGGUACCGGGACCUCUGAAUCGACGGCCGACAAUUACAAUACAGCCCACGAGUCCGCCGGAAGAGAUGCAGGCGCCCGCGUACAUCCCUCCGCCACAAAUUCAAGACGACAACAACUUGUCGGAAAAGGAGCGAGCACGACGCCAAGAAGAAAGACUUCUGCCAAGCCAACCGCCUCAGGCUUCGGCAGCAGGUCCGUCGGGAGCAUCAGCACCGCCGGAGCCAAACAUUUACGAUGCUGAAGAUGAGCCACCGCCAGAGACGCCCACACCUCAUGAAGGAAAUCACAGUCUUGUGCAGCCCUCAGCACCGACAUUGGAUGACCUGUCUACCGGGCACGGAGGUCGAGCGGAGGACAAGCAAGAACUAGAGCGGCAACGCCUGAUGAACGAAGCCAGUGCUCCGCCGGAAUUCCCAGACGAUUAUGACGCAGGCCCCAGCGCAUCAGCGCCGCCGGCAGAUGCACCAGAACCAUCGGCACCGGCGCUUGCCGAUGAAGAUGAUUACGGCGAGCAGUACAGCUACAGGACAGAAGUUGGCGCUGGACAGUCCGGCCACGCAGGAGGCUCAGAACCCUUGCCGAGGUACGAACGAUGA